GCGUCAAGUGUGCGUGAAUGGUUUAUGACAAUAAAACGCCAUGUCCAGAUUGAAAACUUUAAUUUGGCCUCAAGUUAUUCUUUUCGGGGAUUCCAUCACCCAGAAUUCCUUUCAAGUGAACGGAUGGGGUUCCGGCAUCGCCGAUAAAUUAGCAAGGAAGUGUGACGUAGUUAACAGAGGACUGUCAGGCUACAACUCCAGAUGGGGAAGGAUUGUUCUUCCCCGAAUAGUGCAUCAGGACGAGUUGGCCAACAUCUCAGCAGUUACUGUCUUCUUUGGAGCCAACGACUGCGCCCUGCAAGAUAAGAACCCUCAGCAACACGUCCCUCUUCAUGAGUACUCAGAGAACCUGAAAGCAAUGAGCAGCUACCUGGCCAAGGCCGGGGUCCCUGCAGGAAAGGUCAUCUUCAUAACCCCUCCUCCAAUCCAUGAGGCAGCCUGGGAGAAAGAGUGCAAGCUGAAAGGCUGUCCUCUCAAUCGACUGAAUUCUGUGGCGGGUCAGUACGCUCAGGCGUGUGUUCAGGCGGCUACUCAGUGCGGCGUUGACGUCUUGGACUUGUGGACGCUCAUGCAGAAAGACGGACAGGACUUCACAGUUUACCUGUCGGAUGGUCUCCACCUGUCUGAAAAAGGCAACCAGUUUAUGAUGCAACACCUUUGGAAGCUUCUGGAGAGCAGAGUGGCUCAUCUGCCCUUCAUCCUGCCCUACUGGGGGGACGUGGACGCCGGGGUCCCUGAGAACAGCCUGCUGUGCGACCAAUGAAGAAGAUGGACAAGACGAUAUGAGGACUCUUAUUUGGAAGAGCUUGAACAACGUCACAUUUUCUGUAUGUAAUUAAAUCAUUUAUUGGGAUGUGUGUAAGUCAUGCAAGCAAUGGACAUGAAUAAAAGCAUUUCACUGAG
Molecule: messenger RNA, 903 nt
Organism: Hippocampus comes (tiger tail seahorse)
Lineage: Eukaryota; Metazoa; Chordata; Actinopteri; Syngnathiformes; Syngnathidae
Gene: iah1
Product: isoamyl acetate hydrolyzing esterase 1 (putative)
Exons: 6
Coding region: 41-763 (240 amino acids)
Molecular function (GO): hydrolase activity, acting on ester bonds
Source: RefSeq, a predicted model, not a curated record